This is a messenger RNA of Vollenhovia emeryi, 2903 nucleotides long. RefSeq lists its product as uncharacterized. Gene Ontology annotation, molecular function: odorant binding; olfactory receptor activity. The transcript has 11 exons. The record is from RefSeq and is a predicted model, not a curated record. Gene Ontology annotation, cellular component: plasma membrane. Bases 1318 to 2766 code for a protein of 482 amino acids. Gene Ontology annotation, biological process: sensory perception of smell; detection of chemical stimulus involved in sensory perception of smell. Lineage: Eukaryota; Metazoa; Arthropoda; Insecta; Hymenoptera; Formicidae.
UACUUCUCUUCUUCCUCCCCCCUCUCUUAUUCUUCAAUUCUGCUGCAUCGAUUUUUAUCAUUUUCGUGACCAUGCGGACCCUAGUGCACAUUCCUACAUCUUAAUUCGUGACAAAACAAAGUUUUUUCCUAAGCGUGACACUUUCACUUCCUUUCUAAUUUCGCUACAUCGUCUGCCCUCAUCAACGUGAAACUGCUCCUCCGCCAUCUCGCUACAUAUUUUUUUAUCUCUUUUCACGACUGUGCGGCUUUUUCCUCGGCACGGUACUUUCAUUCUCUCUUCGACCCUGCUCCACCUUUUUCUGUCUCUUCUCACGAUUACGAGGUUUUUUCUUCCGGAAACUUGCUGCUGCUUCUAUCUCUUUGCGAUUGCCAUGUGUUUUUUCCUCUCCCAACGUGACGCUUUCGCUUUUUUUUUCUGUAUCGGAGACGCGUUUGUCUCUCUCGAAGGUGCAUUUCGCGAUUCGUGGCUACGGAAGUAUCCGCACAAUUGAAAGUGAAGGAAGAAAGGAGAAAUGUGAACGUCCUCGCACAUACGCGCGGUACUCAAAGGUUUUUCUAUUUGCGAGACCCGUGUCUGACCUGCGAAAGGCAAGAGCACGAGUCCAAGUAUCACGCGUGUCGCAAUCCAUAAGAGCAUUUCACGGAAGUGAUGAAUUGAGCAAACGCGUGGCUUUCAUCAGAGCGAACUGAUAAAAGACACUGUUAACACAAACAUGCAAGUACUCGCUGUUUCAUGAGUGUAUCUGGCAAAAUCGCAUUCCCUAUGAUUUUUAAAUAUUAAUCCAUUAGCAGCGCGGAAAAGAGCAAUAGCGAUUUGCAAAUUAGAGCAUCUUAAAAAUGAGCCGGCUAAGACAAAACGAUUACUCACUGAACGAAAUCUUCAAGUAUUGCCUGAUAAAAGUGAGAAAUUACAGUCGUGAAAGCACAAAGACUUGUCCUAAGCACUAAGACUUUUCUAAUUAUUUAUAGUCGCCGUUAAAUAUAUUUUGAAUUAGCGUUCGCUUUUAUAUGCGAGAAAAACAUUAUUUGUGAAAAAAAUUGAUUCAUCGAAAGAAUAAAUUUUGUAGCGUAUAAUAGAUAAACGUGUCACCUAAUAAAAUAAGUGCUUUGUAAUGCACGAUCCAAAGAUGUUUUCAAAAUUUACCGUAGGUUUAAAUGUCAAAUAGGAAAUUUUGACAUUUACUGAUAUUUUGUACUUUACCGACUGUAAUUUCACAGCGGAUAUAUCGGCACAAGAAUACUAAUCGAUUGGCACUUUUAUCAAACGUACACACCGUACCAGUGCAUACAUUAAAAUGCAACAUGUACAAUCGCGAUGUUGAAAGAGACUGAAAUUGCGCUUGCGCGAAUUUCAGACAAAAAGUCAUCUUACAAGUGUUUUUCUGUGGGAAAUGGACAUCUGUUAAAUUUCUCUCGGCAUCAAAUCGAUCGAUCGUUUAAUCGUCCACUCUUUUUCGCCGAGCAAAAACAUGAAACUCUGUGUUUCGAUUCUCACGGUAGUAUUUUCUUUACAUUACCUUGCCUCAUGUCCGUUAGAUUAAGCAAUUUUAUGUUAGAAGUUAUAUAUCGGAGAAAUAGAAGUUUUAAAAUACUCCAACGAUUCUUUGUAAAAAGAGGCUUGAAUCGAACACUUUUCCUUUUGCUCGGUUUAUGGCCUUAUCAGCGUACAAAAUUAGUUGAACUUCAGACAAUCUUAGUUCUUGGUUUCCUAAUUAGCAGUGUCGUGUAUCAGCUUGCAGCAUUAAUUUUUGGAGACUUCUCUAGCGAACUUAUCUUUAAGGUUUUCUCUUUAGCAUUACUUUUUUCCAUAUAUGUGAUUAAAUACAAUUCUUUCCGAAUUAACAAAUCAGCACUGAUUUUCGUAUUGGAGGAACUACAGCAUGUCUCUGACGAGCUAAAAGACGAAAAAGAAAUCGAUAUCAUGAAUAAGUACGGGGACAACGCAAGACGUUUUACGACUAUAAUUCUAUCACUUCACGUUUGCAACAUGAUUGUUAUGUUUUCAUUACCAUUAAUAUUGUACAUUGUUAAUGUUCUGUUGGUGAAUGAAUAUGAUCCAGCACGCUUGCUGAAGAGGCUUAUACCUAAGUACUUCGUCGGCCAGGAAACUUAUAGUUAUCUAAUUUUCUUACAUUUGGGUGGAACAGCUUGUUUAGGAGGAACGGCGCUCGUAGCAACAGGAAUGAUGAUGCUAGUCUGUCUUAAAUAUGUAUGUGGAAUGAUCAGAAUCGCCAGCUAUCGUAUCGAGAAGGCAAUGAUGGUAAAUACACGGAAAAAUGUUAGCAUGAAAAAGAUUAUGUUUACAGAAAUAGUUCAUGCUAUAGAUAUUCAUCGUAAAGCUAAUGCGUUGACCACGUUUUUCUUAUCCCGUUACGAACAAUCGUUUUUCAUCCUAAUAUUAAUUUCUGUAACUUCUCUAACUCUCAAUCUUUAUGGAAUUUCUGAAGCCCUUUCAUUCGGAGACGAUAUAGAGGAAUUGUUGGUGCACUCUAUACUUGUACUCACUGUGUUUGUAUAUUUAUUCUUACUAAAUUAUGCUGGACAAGAAUAUGUGGAUCAUAAUGCCUACGUAUUUUCUGUCGCGUACAAUGUUCGGUGGUAUGUAGCACCAUUACACAUACAAAAGCUGAUAUUGUUCCUCUUGCAAAGAGGUAGCAAAACUAUUAAGCUUAGUAUCGGCAUGAUUUUUGUCCUGUCUCUAGAAUUAUUUGCCAUGCUGGUAAAGGCAUCAUUAUCCUACUUUACUGUUGUGUAUUCCAUGUAACAGUGAUACACAACAGUUUUAUCAUCUGACAAUGUACUGCAGUUUGUGAUACCGAAUUAAAACGUACUGUCUAUAACGUAAGUAGAAAAAAGUAUUAGUUGAUUUCCAUAUUAAAAUUGAUAUCUACGCAAUCUGAA